Molecule: messenger RNA, 2502 nt
Organism: Ornithorhynchus anatinus (platypus)
Lineage: Eukaryota; Metazoa; Chordata; Mammalia; Monotremata; Ornithorhynchidae
Gene: FGF4
Product: fibroblast growth factor 4
Exons: 3
Coding region: 33-611 (192 amino acids)
Biological process (GO): regulation of cell migration; cell differentiation; fibroblast growth factor receptor signaling pathway
Cellular component (GO): cytoplasm
Molecular function (GO): growth factor activity; fibroblast growth factor receptor binding
Source: RefSeq, a predicted model, not a curated record
UAAACCACGUGUGUGUCACCCGUGCGGCUCGGAUGCCUCUUCCCUCGGCCUUGCUCCCCGCGCUGCUGCUGGGGCUGCUGUCGCCGUGGCCCGGGCGCGGGGCCCCGCUGCCCGCUCCGCACAACGAUACGUUGGAGAGGCGCUGGGAGACCCUCUUCUCCCGCUCCAUGGCCCGGCUCCCCGGGGACAGGAAGGACCAGAGCCGCGAUGGGGACUAUCUGCUGGGCAUCAAGCGGCUGCGGCGUCUCUACUGCAACGUGGGCAUCGGGUUUCACAUCCAGGUCCUCCCCGACGGCAGGAUCUUCGGCGUCCACAACGAGAACCGCUACAGCCUGCUUGAAAUCUCGCCGGUGGAGAGGGGUGUGGUGACGCUGUUUGGGAUGAAAAGCCAGCUCUUCGUGGCCAUGAACAGCAAGGGCAAGCUCUAUGCAUCCAUCUACUUCAACGAUGAGUGCAAGUUCAAAGAAAUCCUCUUGCCCAACAACUACAACGCUUAUGAGUCCAGAAGCUACCCGGGGAUGUACAUCGCCCUGAGCAAAAAUGGAAAAACCAAAAAAGGAAAUAAAGUGUCUCCCACAAUGACAGUCACCCAUUUCCUUCCCAGGAUUUGACCCACCCAGGACCUUACCUCAGCCUAGGGAGACCCUGUGGGAGAGGGGAGAAAUUGGACAGGGAGAAGGGAGACUUGGUGCACUUUCAAUGGAGAGUUUUAUGAAACAGUAGAUGUAACAUAUUUAAAUUAAUUAUUUAAAUCUGUAUAUAUUGCCAUGAAAUUAUUUAUAGGUUUUUUUGAUGAGGUUUUUUUUUCAAAACAGAAAAAACAAACCGUACUUAAUGGUGCAACAGUAGAGAACUUCUGCCUUUCAAUUUAUUUAACUUUUUUAAGUUAUCAAAGGUGUGCUGCUAUUCCAUGUUUUAAAAUCAGUGGAAAUGGAUUCCUAUAUCAUGUUUUGCACUGUUUUGAUGUUGUACAGUGUUGUCAGUGUGUAUAUGUAUUUGUUUGUAAAAACAGAUAAGGUCUUAGGUUUGAAAAUGAACUCUUGUAUGAGAGCCUUUAUCGGUUCCGAUGCUCUAGCUUGUAGCACCCUACAAUGUCUGACCUCCUUUGUGCAGUGUUGCUAUUUAAUUGAAACGGGAUCGGUUUACUUCUGGUACAGAAAGUGCAGGGUUGAAGUCCUACCCCACCAAUCUGUUUUUAGAUCUGCCAAGCCUGAACUCUGAACUUUCCUGCAGUCAAUCUUAGAAGAUAUACCAGGCAUAGAGACCCUUAAGCAACCUAUAUAAACUCUGUUUCCCGUUUUUUUAGAUAAGUUUAAAAAUUAUAGCCGAUGUACUUCAUGGCUAUUAGAGAAAAGACACAUUAGACAAAAUUACUGGGCAGAUAUGGUCUAAAGGUUUGUCAGAAAAUAAUGAUUAGAAAAAAAGAAACUCUUUUGUCACCCCACUGGAAUGCUAGGAAAUGUAAAGUGCAAAUAUUCAUUUUUUAAAAAAAAAGAAUCGAUGUUGUUGAUCUCCAGUAAAUUCUAAAUAUAAUUCAUAAAUCAAUGUGAUUUUUCAAGAGACUCUAGUAUAUAUCCAGGUAAUCGAAAUUUCCUUUACGUGUGUGUCUGUGCAUUUAUUCAAGAAAUGCAGUGUUUGGGAGGAGAAAUAUGCUGCUCUUUUCUAUGUCUCAUUCCCUGGCAAAGUUGAUUAAUUUCUACCUCACUAAUUCUUAAAGCCAAUCUCCUAACAAAAUCUGCAUCAAAACAACACACUUUUUUAUUUCUGUUCAGAGAUACAAUUCCAGGCACAGGAAUUUGCAAUCCCAAAUUUCUGGUUUUCCAUAUGUAGCCACAAAGUAUUCCAGAUAGAGUAGGUUGCAUCCCAUUUGAGCCUCGUCACGUUUGAGCUAUCUUUACCCAGUGCUUUACUUUUAGUAAGGAUAAUCAUGGUGAAAAUAUUUGCAGACAGCUGUUAGAGUGCACUAUAUGGUCAUCAAGUAACCCUAUAUUUUUCUUUAUAUAUUUUGCAAAUGUAACCCCUGUCACUACAGCAAAGAAGAGACAGGUUUGGUAAUGAUUUUUUUAAAGUUACAAAGAGAUGACAAAUGUUUUAUUGUAAUUGAGAGGUUUCUAAAGUUUAUAUAAAAUGACCUUAGGUCGUCAUCAGAAAUGACUGAAACGUUUAGUAAAUACUUCUAAUACUCUUCUAGGAUGUUCGCAUCUCCCAAAUUAACUUUAUGGUCACUCACAUAUAGAAAAGCUAUGGAAAUUCUGAGUUGGGCUUUUGCUUUUUUUUACAUUCCUUUUUUUUGAAAGUCUUUGUUCAAAUCCAAUCACAAAUCUAGUUGCAUAUACUGUACUUAGCUGUGGCCUAGAAGAAUAAAGCUAAUCACCAAAGUCCAUCAAAAUCAGUAUAGUGCCAGAACAGUUCUUGAACUGUAGCUUAUGCAAUACAAUGGAAACAAAUAUACCCCAAAACUAGCAAAUGUCAAAGAUGGUGCUUGAAGAUUUCAGUGCUGUU